Messenger RNA from Cadophora gregata, 987 nucleotides. RefSeq lists its product as uncharacterized. The transcript has a single exon. The record is from RefSeq and is a predicted model, not a curated record. Lineage: Eukaryota; Fungi; Ascomycota; Leotiomycetes; Helotiales; Ploettnerulaceae. The coding region runs from base 1 to 987 and encodes 328 amino acids.
AUGCAGCUCACCCCGCUCUUUAAGAUGCUGCUAGUUGGUGUCUUUGCUCUGGCUUGCUUCUUCGAAGGUGGCGAUGCGGUUCUGGCGGGAGUCACUCGUUAUGGUGUAGACAAGAUCAAGGCUGUUCAGAAGAUUGUUGGAGGAAGCUUCUCUGCGACUGCUGAGUCUGAAGUUCCUUCGAUUUCCAGCUCAGUUAGUACUCGUGUUUCGAUUUCACGCACUAUCAAACUCGAAAUCAAGCCCAAGACUGAGACCGAAGACUCCGCCAACGUCAGUCAACCUACCAAGACUACCACCAUUUCUACCUUCCCCACGGCUGGUCCUGUCUCCUCCUACGCCUCAGACGAAGCUCGAGCAGUAGCCUCCCUCACCAAAAAAUACGCAGCCAAAGCUUUCGAAAUCGCAACCCUCCACGAAGAACUCCUCACCCGCCGCGACGCCUACCAUACCUCCCGCAACAAGAAGCUUUCAGCCGUGAACGCCUCCCUAUCAUCCAUUUCCCACGCCCUAAACGACUCAAAAGCCGAUCUCAAACUCAUCCAAAAGCUUCUCUUCUCCUCUAUCAAUCUCAACACCACCAACACCUAUCCCAACAACAAUGAAAAUGAAAAUAUCCGCCCCAACCACAAGCAAGCAGACAUCAAGAACCUCCUCGCUAAACUCUCCACCCGCGCAGGCGACAAUCAACAGAUCAACUGGGAAGCUAUCACUCGCGAUCUAAAGAAAGUGCUUAACAUGUUGCGAGAGACUGAGGCGGAUAUGGAUGUUUGGGAUGCUUAUGUCGAAACUAUGGAGGAGAAGUUGGAAGAGGUUAAGAAAGAUGUUAGACGGCUUGAGGGGGAGUUUAGGGAGUUGGCUGGGAAGUAUGGGAGGGGUGAGAUUUUUGAGCAGGAUGGGGAGGGAUCUUCUGCUGCUUUUGGAUCUUUUGAGAGUAUGUUUGAGGGAGAGGGGGAAGGUGCUGAGGAGAUGGAGGAUGAGCAGGAAUAG